This is a messenger RNA of Dentiscutata erythropus, 137 nucleotides long. The record is from the annotation of a GenBank genome assembly. NCBI's taxonomy places the organism in Eukaryota, Fungi, Glomeromycota, Glomeromycetes, Diversisporales, Gigasporaceae.
UACUUGAAAUUACUGUAUCAACAAAGCAACUUCCUUGUGGAUAUUCUACUAAAAAAAUUCCUUUAUUAAUUAAUUGUGAUUUAUGUGAUACUCUUUUAAAAAAUCAAUAUGAUGCAGAAGUUUUAAUUUGUAGAUAA